ACCCCUUUGCUGAUGCAACUAAGGGUGACGACUUACUCCCGGCAGGGACUGAGGAUUACAUUCAUAUAAGAAUCCAGCAACGGAACGGCAGAAAGACACUGACUACUGUUCAGGGCAUUGCAGAUGAUUAUGACAAGAAGAAACUUGUGAAAGCUUUCAAAAAGAAAUUUGCUUGUAAUGGUACUGUGAUUGAACAUCCUGAAUACGGAGAGGUUAUUCAGCUUCAAGGUGACCAAAGAAAGAACAUUUGCCAGUUUCUUCUUGAGGUUGGCAUUGUCAAGGAGGAGCAGCUUAAGGUUCAUGGAUUCUAAAAUGAACCUAAAUACAUGGAGAAUUUCCUGAAUGAUUUGGUCUCUAAACUCAGUUUGGCUGCCUUGUGAAAUGAUUCUCUGCAGUAAACGGACUUUUCAUUUAUUUAAUCAUUCAAACUCUCAUUCACAUCUGCAUGAUUACAGAAAGCAUGGGGUGUGUAGGCUAGUGACACAUAAGAAAAUUGCAGUAAGAUGGUAACAAAAACCCGUAUUCAUCUUAACAUGUUUCCAAUGGAAAAUAUUUUGUUUUGAGUGUUUGUUUAUUGUUCAGUUUAUUACUUUUCACUUGAUUAAAUGUUUUUUGUUGUAUUAAACCAUGUAUGUUGCAGCUUAACAAUAAAAAAAACUAUGAAUUCUUUUGUGAGCAGUUAUGCUCCCAAAUCUAAGCAAGUAA
This is a messenger RNA of Tupaia belangeri chinensis (Chinese tree shrew), 705 nucleotides long. It is a transcript of the gene EIF1B, whose product is annotated as eukaryotic translation initiation factor 1B. NCBI's taxonomy places the organism in Eukaryota, Metazoa, Chordata, Mammalia, Scandentia, Tupaiidae. The record is from RefSeq and is a predicted model, not a curated record. Gene Ontology annotation, biological process: translational initiation. Gene Ontology annotation, molecular function: translation initiation factor activity.